AUGGAAACUCGGAGUCGGAAGCGGGCGGAGGCUACCUCAUCGGCCCCUUCUUCUUCUUCUUCUGGUCCAACCACUCGUUCCUCCAAGCGUGCCCGUCUCUCCGUCACCGCUGCUGCAUCUUCAGUCCCCGCCGGAGUCACCACUAGCGUCGCCGUCAAUUCAUCGGUUUCGACUCGUUCUCGUGUCAGUACUCGUUCACAAGACUCACUAGCUGUUUCGUCAACUGCGAUGGAUUCCACCAACGAAUCGUCCGGGUCCGCUUCCCGUGGCCGACGCGGUAAGAACCCUAGUCAGAACUCUGAUAAGGAUAAUUCCGAUAAAGGAAAGGAAAAAGAGCAUGAAGUCAGGGUUAGGGAUAGAGAUAGAGACACCGAGAGGAGCUUGGGUUUGAAUAUUGACGGCGAUGGUGGCGACGACGAUGAUAACGAUAGCGAAGGCGGUGUUGGGCUUUUGCAUCAGAAUCUUACUUCAGCGAGCAGUGCUCUUCAAGGUCUGCUUAGAAAAUUGGGUGCUGGUUUGGAUGAUUUGCUUCCCAGUUCGGCAAUGCCGUCUGCGUCUUCAUCGCAUCAAAGCGGGCGGCUUAAGAAGAUUUUAUCGGGGUUGAGGGCGGAUGGCGAGGAAGGCAAGCAAGUGGAGGCAUUGACGCAGCUCUGCGAGAUGCUUUCGAUUGGGACUGAGGAGUCUUUGAGCACUUUUUCAGUGGACUCGUUUGUUCCGGUGCUUGUGGGGUUGCUUAACCAUGAGAGCAAUGUGGAUAUCAUGCUUCUUGCUGCCAGAGCACUGACCCAUCUCGUUGAUGUGCUUCCCUCAUCUUGUGCUGCGGUUGUGCAUUAUGGUGCGGUUUCAUGUUUCGUUGCUCGAUUGCUCACAAUUGAGUACAUGGACUUGGCUGAACAGUCUCUGCAAGCUCUGAAAAAGAUAUCUCAGGAACAUCCAACUGCCUGCUUGCGAGCAGGUGCUCUAAUGGCAGUGCUUUCGUACCUCGACUUCUUCUCCACCGGAGUCCAGAGAGUGGCAUUGUCUACUGCUGCAAAUAUGUGCAAGAAACUCCCAUCAGACGCCGCUGAUUUUGUGAUGGAAGCCGUUCCUUUGUUGACAAACCUCCUUCAGUAUCAUGAUGCAAAGGUUUUGGAGCAUGCGUCUGUUUGUUUGACUCGGAUUGCAGAGUCAUUUGCAUCAUCUCCAGAAAAGCUGGAUGAACUAUGCAAUCAUGGACUGGUUACACAAGCAGCUUCACUAAUUUCGACCAGUAGUUCUGGAGGUGGUCAGGCUUCCCUCAGCUCAGCUACUUACACGGGCUUAAUCCGAUUACUUUCUACAUGUGCAAGUGGUUCCCAUCUAGGAGCCAAAGCAUUGCUGCUCCUCGGGAUCAGUGGUAUUCUUAAAGACAUACUAUUUGGUUCUGGACUUGUUGCGAGCAUGUCUAUUUCACCUGCCUUAAGUAGACCGCCAGAGCAGAUAUUUGAGAUUGUGAACCUAGCAAACGAGCUCCUUCCUCCACUGCCUCAAGGAAUCAUCUCUCUUCCAGCCAGCUCUGGUUUAUUUUUCAAAGGAUCUAUUUCAAAGAAAUCUUCUGUCAGCAGUUCUGGUGAACCAGAAGAUUCAAAUGGAAAUGUACCCGAGGUUUCAACUCGAGAGAAACUAUUAAAUGAUCAGCCUGAGCUUCUGCAGCAGUUUGGAAUGGACCUUCUUCCUGUUUUAAUUCAGAUAUAUGGAUCAAGUGUAAAUGGUCCUGUUCGUCACAAAUGCCUCUCUGUCAUUGGAAAACUGAUGUACUUCAGCUCUGCGGAUAUGAUCCAGUCUUUAGUAACCAUGACAAACUUAUCAAGUUUCCUAGCUGGGGUUUUAGCAUGGAAAGAUCCGCAAGUCUUGGUGCCUGCCCUUCAAAUUGCAGAGAUUCUGAUGGACAAGCUUCCUGGUACUUUUUCCAAGAUGUUUGUGAGAGAAGGUGUCGUUCAUGCUGUAGAUGCACUCAUCCUAGCGAGGCUUCCUAGUACUGCUACUUCCCAACCAUCAUCGAGCGAGAAGGAUAAUGAUUCUAUACCUGGAUCAUCAUCACGCUCUAGGCGUCAUCGAAGACGCGGUGGUAACUCAGAUUUAGAUGUAAAUUCUGCUGAUGAUUCUAAGAAUCCAGUUCCAGUUAUUGGUUCACCUCCAAAGUCGAUAGAGUUUCCGACUGUCAAUUCUAGUCUUCGUGUGGCAGUCAGUGCUUGUGCAAAAACAUUCAAAGAUAAGUACUUCCCUUCAGACCCUGGGACCAGCGAAGCUGGUGUUACUGAUGAUCUUUUACAUUUGAAGAAUCUUUGCAUGAAGCUGAAUGCUGGGGUGGAUGACCAAAAAACUAAAUCAAAGGGAAAGGGUAAAGCUUCUGGUGGUCGUUUUGUCGACAUCUCUGCUUGUAAAGAGGAUAAUUUGGUUGGUGUAAUAUCUGAAAUGCUGGCGGAGCUAAGCAAAGGGGAUGGCGUGUCCACUUUUGAGUUCAUUGGUAGUGGGGUCGUAGCUGCUCUGCUGAAUUACUUUUCUUGUGGAUACUUCUCCAAGGAAAGAAUUUCAGAAGAUAAUCUAACUAAGCUUCGACAGCAAGCAAUCAGAAGAUACAAAUCGUUUGUUGCAGUCGCCCUCCCUGCAAGUGUUGACAAAGGGAAUGUGGCUCCAAUGUCUGUCUUGGUUGAAAAGCUUCAAAAUGCUUUGUCCUCCUUAGAGCGUUUUCCUGUUGUGCUGAGCCAUACUUCUAGGUCAUCUAGUGGUAAUGCACGCCUAUCUUCUGGUCUAGGUGCAUUGUCACAGCCAUUUAAGUUGCGUCUUUGUAGAGCAUCAGGAGAAAAAUCUCUUCGUGACUAUUCUUCAAAUGUUGUCCUGAUUGAUCCAUUAGCGAGUCUAGCAGCUGUUGAAGACUUUCUUUGGCCCCGGGUUCAACGAAGUGAGUCUGGGCAGAAGCCUUUGGCAUCUGCAGGGAACAGUGAGUCUGGGACUACACCUACUGGAGCAGGUGCUUCAUCACCGUCUACUUCUACUCCUUCCACUACUCGUCGCCAUUCUACUCGAUCCAGAUCGUCUGUUAAUAUAGGAGACACAACCAAGAAGGAGUCACAAGAGAAAAAUGCAAGCUCGUCAAAGGGGAAGGGAAAAGCUGUUUUGAAGCCUGGUCAGGAGGAGGGGAGAGGUCCUCAGACAAGAAAUGCUGCUCGCAGAAGAGCAGCUCUUGAUGAAGAUGCACAAAAGAAGCCUGUGAAUGGGGAUUCUAGUUCUGAGGUAUGCCUUAUACUGUCAUAUAUGUUUCUAUGUUUUGUAAAUGAUAUUGAAUGUGAAUUGACUUGGAUAUAGCUGUAACAUGAGGUGUCAUGUCAAAAUGAAACAUCUUUGAAAAUUACUGAACAUGUACAAUGUAAUGAGAUAUACAAGUCUUGCCCAGUUUUUUGCUUAGUGAUUUAUGUCUCUUAUUGUCAUUUCUUAUUCUUUUGCUUUUUUUUUUCUUCCCACUUAGAAAUCUUGCUUCAGUCUCUCUUUUAGAGUUUUAACAUCUGUGAGUCCUGCUAUACGAACACGCCCCUUUUUGGUGCUUUGUAGGAUGAGGAGUUGGACAUUUCUCCUGUUGAGAUUGACGAUGCCUUGGUAAUUGAAGAUGAUGAUAUCUCU
Ilex paraguariensis (yerba mate) is the source of this 3636-nucleotide messenger RNA. Lineage: Eukaryota; Viridiplantae; Streptophyta; Magnoliopsida; Aquifoliales; Aquifoliaceae. The record is from the annotation of a GenBank genome assembly.